UAACUUUCACUUCUCUCUCUCAAACCCAAAACUCUCAAAAGAUUAACAAAAAUGGUAGGGGAAGAAGAAAAUACUAUUAAUAAGUUGGAUUUUGAGGAGACAGAACUAAGGUUAGGGUUGUCUUGUGGAAGAAAAAAAGUUCAUCAUGAUAAUGAUACUACUAAUGUUAAUGGAAAAAGAGGCUUUGUUGAUUUGAAACUCAACAUUUCUUCUCAUGAUAUUAACAACAAGAAUACUCAGCUGGAAUUCAAGAAUAAUUCAUCACUCAAAACCCAAGUUGCCAAGACACAAGUUGUGGGUUGGCCACCAGUAAGAUCCUCAAGGAAGAAUAUUUUGAUUUCUCAAAAGAUUAUUGGACAUCAAGAGAAUGACAAAAUUGGCAAUGGUGUUUUAGUGAAGGUCAGCAUGGAUGGUGCACCUUACCUUAGAAAAGUGGACUUAAACAUGUACAAAAGUUAUCAAGAAUUGUUUGAUGCCUUAGCCAAGAUGUUUAGUUCCUUCACUAUUGUCCAAGGAAUGAAAGAUUUCAUGAAUGAGAGGAAAUUGAUGGACCUUUUGAAUAGUUCUGAUUAUGUUUCUACCUAUCAAGACAAAGAUGGUGAUUGGAUGCUUGUUGGAGAUGUCCCUUGGGGGAUGUUUGUUGAUUCUUGCAAGCGCUUGCGCAUCAUGAAAGGAAUAGAAGCAAUUGGACUAGCACCUAAAGCUAUGGAGAAAUGCAAGAAUAGAAGUUGAAUUAUUGCUGUGUUGCACGUGUAUUUCAUGCUAAUCGAUACAAAUAUCCCACUAUCUUGAUUGGAGAAAUCAAGCUAAUAGUGUGCUAUGUAAUGUUAAUACUAUAUAAUGAAGUGCUUGUAUGUAUUCAUUAAUUUAUCUAGAGCUUAAAUAUUUCUUGCUUAAUACUGAACUUAUUAUUAUAAAGUUUGUCCUAUAAUUUAGUGUAAGGUUGUUACUUAUAA
This is a messenger RNA of Capsicum annuum, 956 nucleotides long. Its product is annotated as auxin-responsive protein IAA16. The coding region runs from base 52 to 732 and encodes 226 amino acids. Gene Ontology annotation, molecular function: protein binding. The record is from RefSeq and is a predicted model, not a curated record. Gene Ontology annotation, biological process: regulation of DNA-templated transcription. Lineage: Eukaryota; Viridiplantae; Streptophyta; Magnoliopsida; Solanales; Solanaceae. The transcript has 5 exons. Gene Ontology annotation, cellular component: nucleus.